AUGGCUUCCCCUUUUAAAAAUAUCCUGAUCAUUGGAGCCACAGGCUCUAUUGGUUCUGUUGUUCUCGAAGCCCUCGUCAAGGAACCCACUUUCGUUGUUACUGCUCUGCAGCGAUCCUCGUCCGAGGGGAAACUCCCUUCCGGUCUCAAGACCAUCACCAUUGAUGAUUCCUACCCCUCUGAUGCCCUAGUUGGCGCUUUCUCUGGGCACGAUGCCAUCAUAAACUGCAUGACGUCGCUUGCCGUUGGCGAACAACUUCGAUUCAUCGAUGCGGCCGUUACGGCCAAAGUCAGACGUUAUGUUUCCUCUGAGUAUGGCCUCAACAACAACAAGCCUGAAGCCAGAGCGCUCAACUCGGUCUUUCGUGAGAAGGGCGAGAUCCAGGAUUACCUUCGCUCCAAGGAAUCGACUGGCCUCGAAUGGAUGGCCAUUGCUUGCGGCAUGUGGCUCAAGUGGAGUGCACAGCACGACUUUCUGGGAAUGCAUAUCAAGGAGAAGAAGUUUGUGGUCUGGGACGAUGGCGAGGGUUGGUUCAGUACCACAACUGAGGAGAAUACGGCUCUUGCCCUAGUGAAUGCCCUAGCAAAGAAAUGGGACGAGACAAAGAACCAGGUGGUAUGGCUCAGCGACUUUGCCAUCACACAAAACAUGUUGCUUGCGGCUAUUGAGCGUAUCAGCGGUCAGGAAUACACCACUGAAAAGAUCGAUACUCUCCGCUUCAUAGAGGAAAAGCAGGCGGCCGUGGCUUCUGGAGACCCAUACGCCGUAUAUGCCCUGAUCGAGACUGGUUUUGUCACCGGCAAGUUCGGAGGUCAUCUGGAGAAAGAGGGACCGACCAUGAAUGAGCUUUUGGGACUGCCAAAGAAGUCCCUAGAUGAAGUUGUGAGAGCGGCUCUGAAGGCUGUUCAGGGAGCCUAA
This is a messenger RNA of Fusarium keratoplasticum, 918 nucleotides long. Its product is annotated as NmrA domain-containing protein. Gene Ontology annotation, molecular function: oxidoreductase activity. Lineage: Eukaryota; Fungi; Ascomycota; Sordariomycetes; Hypocreales; Nectriaceae. The transcript has a single exon. Bases 1 to 918 code for a protein of 305 amino acids. The record is from RefSeq and is a predicted model, not a curated record.